This is a messenger RNA of Bombyx mandarina (wild silkworm), 5199 nucleotides long. It is a transcript of the gene BmMET2, whose product is annotated as juvenile hormone resistence protein II. Lineage: Eukaryota; Metazoa; Arthropoda; Insecta; Lepidoptera; Bombycidae. The record is from RefSeq and is a predicted model, not a curated record. Gene Ontology annotation, biological process: regulation of DNA-templated transcription. Gene Ontology annotation, molecular function: DNA-binding transcription factor activity; protein dimerization activity. Gene Ontology annotation, cellular component: transcription regulator complex; nucleus; cytoplasm.
GGCGCGGGACGGGUGUCAGUGCGCGCGCGAUGCGUCCGCCGGUGCACGCGUGCAAUUUUUGCGCAGUACCAUCCCACCUAUUGUAAAGAACGCAACAUGGCUGAUUGGUCUCUGCUGCACCGCGAGUGGGCCGACUAUUACAACCCCUAUCUAUACCAAGGGUACCCGCCGUACCAGCAACAAGGGGUGGCGGUUCCACAGAAUGCGCCCCCGCCGCAAGCGCAACCGUAUAAUAUGCGGCAGAAUUCGCCGGCUCUGGCAUUGCUGCUGAAUACGCAGCGUAACCAGAUGCCUCUAGAUCCUAUUAUCUGUCCCCAACCCAGCGGAAGUGAUGAGCAGCCACCCAAAGUGGAGAGUCCUCGAGAAUUACGGAAUAAAGCUGAGAAGCAGCGGCGCGACAAGCUGAACCAGUCCAUAGCUGAAUUGGCGUCUAUGGUACCCCCUGUCGUCGCUUCUAAUAAGAAGAUUGACAAAACAGGUGUUCUGCGACUUACCGCUCACUACUUGCGCGCUCACCAGUACGUUUUCUGCAACAAAAUGGUGCAUACGAAUCCCGAUUUCAACCCGGAGUUCACCGACGCAGUGCUGAAAUUAUUCAACGGAUUUUUGAUUACUACUACAUAUAGAGGCAUAAUUGUCGUGGUGUCAAAAAAUGUACACCAAUACUUGGGUUUCCCCGAGCUUGACCUCCUGGGGCAGAACCUGGUGAAUCUGACUCAUCCGAGAGAUCGCCAAAUGCUGCUUGAGAAGCUGAAGCCAAGAAGCCAAGUUUUAGGACCAAACGGAGAGCUGUUGAUUCCAAAUGAGCCCGAUGGUGUUUACAAAGUUGUUGAGGGGUUACGUCGAGAAAAAAGAAGCUUCACCAUCAGGUUGAAGAAGCAGGGACCACGUUCCGAACCAGCGCAGUAUGUAAUGUGCCACAUCGAAGGCUCAUUCAGGAAGGCGGACGGUGCCAACCACACACUUAGCCGCUGUUGUCAGGUGGUGCGUCGCUCUCGUACACGUGGCGAAGCUCCUGAAUGCAGCGGAAACGAUAUAGUGUUCAUUGGCGUCGUGCGUCCGUCAGUCGAAACCUUCCAUUCAGAGAGCCGAAUGGAAUCGUUUUGUAUGGAGUACCGCACUCGCCACUCUGUCGAUGGGCAGAUCGUCCAAUGCGAACAGCGUAUCUCGUUGGUCACCGGCUAUAUGACCCACGAAGUCAAGGGCGUUAAUGCCAUGAAUUUUAUGCAUCGCGAUGACGUGCGCUGGGUCGCCACAGCUCUACGAGAUAUGUAUGAUCAACAUCGAUUGUUCGGAGAGUCCUGUUACCGUCUGAUCACCAAAAAUGGUCAAUUCAUUUACAUGAGGACACGUGGCCAUCUUGAUAUUGAAAAAGACUCUAAGGCCGUAACCACUUUUGUUUGCACAAACACCGUUAUUGGAGAAGAGGAGGGAAAGCGUUUGAUCAAAAUGAUGAAAAAAAGGAUCGCCUUAUUGACAAAAACGAAUGACAAACUCCUCAAAUAUGAUGAGAAUGUAACUGAAACCUUUCAGGGUACUUCAAAUCAAUUGGUUCCAGUCGAAGAUCCCAAGCAGCUUGUGAACGUCGUGUUACAUAUGGUCACAGAUUUGCCAACAUCAAAGCCAGGCAUAGCUUUGAAACAAAAUAAUCCUGCUUCUCCAUCUCAUAACUUGAGCAUAAUUCCACCAAAGAAAGAGCGUAUUGUAAGUGGGGUGGAAAAAAUUUACACCAUUUUCAAAAACAUGAUGGGUAAUACCCCUCCAGUACAGCAGACGCCAACUUGGACAGUGGAUGAACCACAAGAUGCUAUUUUGGAUAUUAAUAUGAUAAACCAGCCAUUAUUUGCGACUGAGAAUUCUUCUCGUAUCCAAGAAAUUGAUGAAUCGAACACGUUUGAAAUUUUCGAUAUGCCGUCGACAUCGACCGCUUUGUGCCAAGUGGAACCAAACUACUUUGAAGAAGGGCAGCUAAAUGUCACAUCUAACAAUUUAAUGUUUUCCGAAGCAGUGGCCGUCGAACAAUAUAAUCCCGAAUUUGGAUUGACGGCUACUUCACCUGACGUAACAUAUCAUGAUUACUUAAAUGUACAGGAAAAUGAGAUUACAUUGGAUGACUUCAUAUUUCCUGAAUUAAUUGACGAGCCACAGGGAAUACAGAGUCCUACUCAAAUUAAAUACCAUUUGGUAAUCGAUUCUGAGCAAGAUUUAAACGAAGCUUUCCAACAAGCCAACAAAAAUUCUGCUGCGAACCUGGAAUCUGACCUCAACAAAAUUGGCAUGAAGCGUCCAAAUAACUUUUCUGAAGUAGCUUCAAGUAACAAGAAAAUAUCUAACCCCAAUAUCGUUGCUGAGAACGACUUCUCCAGUGAAUUUGCGUGUCUCGAAAGUUUCUUGGACGAUGUCACUCUGAACACUCAGAUUGAAACGGCCAUUAAAUCCUUGGAGCAAACCAUCGAUCCUAGUUUCCCGGAAUUGUUGAUUUCAUCCGAGGUUCAAGAAAUUCUUGGCAAAAUAGAAGAGGAACAGAAAAACCAACAACAAUAAAUAUAAACCUUUUAAACCUUUCUAAUAUAAAUGUCUAUGUGUCGUGAGGUUUACCCAAUGGAGAGUAGAUAAUUACGUCUAAAGUUUCAUAGUAAGUUAUUGGAAUAAUAUCAAAAAGAAAAUGCAAUCAAUUUCAUUAGGCUGCAAUGCGAAUUAAUAUAUCUUUGUGUAACUACCAUUGAAACAUUAUUGCUGAUUUGAAAUUUCCAUUCUAGUUUCACGAACCUUCUAAAUAGGUUUCUCAAUAUUUUCCGAAAUAAUUGUAGGAUGUACUUCACGUAUUUUUUGUCUCUGAAUAUCAUCAUUUAUGUAACUUAUACGAGUAUUAUUAUGUUCACUGACAUUACAGACUGGUGAAUUCAUUUAAUUUAACUUAUCCAUUAUGAUGGUUUAACAUUUUUUUGUCAUCAUCUGAACUUUAGAUACGUUUUUGUAGUUUUAUUUUUUAUUUAAGGAUUUUAUUAUCAGUUACGUACAACUUUUAUUGGAAUCAUAAAUUUAUAUUUCUUUGUUAACUAACCUAACUUAAAUACUAUUGGACAAAUUAGAAAAUUAAAACGUGGUUCGCCACAUGAGCUUAAAAUAAUAUUCCUAAAUAUAUAAUAUUUCUUUGGAGAAAUUCAAAAAUUCAUAUUUUAAAUACAAAAAAAAUAAAGUUAAAAAAAACUUUAAGGUAUAAAUCUCAAAAAAAAAAUCUCUACCAAAGUCCUCUACCAAACCUAGUCUUUUUAUUUGUAUCUUUUGUGAAAACGACACGUACAAAAUCAAAGCAAACCAAAUAGUCUUGAAACACUUAAGAUAAUUUUAAACCUAGGUUUUUAAUUUACGUUUUGUAAGACUGAGUAAAUUUUAUUUGUUGGGAUUUACAUCUUUACAGUAUUGUGUAAGUCGCUCAGCAUUUCAUGUUAUUUUUUAAAUAAGUGUCCCAUUAUCCUUUUUCCGUUUAUUUUAUUUUUAUGUACAUACAAAAUACUCAAUGCAUGAUUAAAAUUUGCGGAUCAAUACGACAAAUGUUGAUUAUGAUUAAAGAUGUUAACUAACGUUUUGACAUAAUAUGUAGCGAUAUGUACACAAAUUCCGUAGACACUUCGAAAUUAUCAAUUUUAUUCCAAUGUAUACCUAUAUACUACAUACAUAUUAAUUAUUGUCUAGAUAUAGUCUUUUGAGUGAAGGAUCUUUUGUCAAAGAUCAAAGAAGGCGUUUUUGUUGAGAUUUUCUGAUGAUGGAUUUUUGAGGGUUGGUUUUUAAAAAGCAUGGAUUUUGGAACGUCAAACGAGAACGGAUUAAUUUUAAGGUAUUGUCGCGAUGAAAAAUUACGUUUAUAAUGUAAUAAUCCUUAAUAUAGGAUAUCACCAGAAAAAAUCAGACUAAGCCUAUUAGGCGAAACCUUUUUUCUGUGCUAAGCUCACUAUCUAGUACUAACUUUGUUAGCGACCGCCGGUAGAUGUCUCUCUUGGCUACAGAGCCAAACACUCAAGAACCAUAUCAGUUAAGAUAUAGGACUAUGAUAGUGAUUGAGAAUUUUCGCUAACUACUGUACCCUUAAGGGAAUUUGCUAUCAGAAUAUUCCAUAAAUAUGUUAAUUUGUGAUUUGUGUCCGAGUGUAAUUAAUUGUUUUCUACACAUGUUUCUGGCACUAAUGAUACAGUGACAAACUUAAAUCAUGCUGUGGAACGUAUUAUUAGUUUGUCUCUAAGCUUCAUCGCGACAUUUUAGGCUAAGUUUUGAUUAAUUUUACAGUUAAAUCAUAUUAAUGUGUAGCUAUUAAAAACUUCAGUGAUCUUUAUUGUAUCGCACCGUGACCGAUCAUAGAACAGGGGGAAACGAAGAAUUUCAUGUAACAUUAAAUGAACAAAUGAUUCUUAGCUAUAAGUAUGCCAUAAUCUGUUGGUAGUAGUUAUAUUAUCUUAAUAUUAAUUGAUGUUAGAUGCUCCAAGCGUACUUGUAGCGAUGAGCGUAAGAUUCUUUUCAUAUUCUUUUUUAUUAAUUUUGCUUAAAAAGUAAAAUAUAUUUUUUUUUCUAUGUCCAGAUUGCCAAAGGUAAAGAUGACUAAUAUGUUUUUAAAACCCCUAGAAAUGUUUAUACGACUGAAGAUAAAGGCCUAAACCUUGAAAAAUCCAUAGAGUUCAAUCAACCGUUCAUUAUAUUUACAUUUAUAAAUAACGAAAAUAAAAUUAUUCGCAUUCAUACUGUCAGACGUAGUAUAUUGAUGACUAUUAAUAUCGAGAUAACAUAUGUACGAUCGUAGGGGACGUACUUUGUAUUCAUGAGCAGAGUUCUGAUGCCAAUAAUGUAGAAUGUUCUGCCAACAGCAUUAAACUUUUAUAUAAUUGUUGAAUCUAAUCAGACUGAAGUUACUAUAGAUUAGUUUUUUUUUAUAUACACUUUUAAAGUCGGCAGGCUGCAUAGAUAACAGCACUUUGACAAUAGCAAUCGUUUAUUGGAUAAAACAUAUCCAGGGCCGCUUUCUCGUAUACGGACCGGCGAAUAUUAUUAGGAAGGUUACUUUUAUACAUAAUUUAAACAAACGUUAGCUACACUUAAAAAGAGAACGCCGUCGCAUUACCGAAUGUAUCUAUAUAAUUGAAUAUGCAAUUUCGAAAUGGGCACAUGUCGCAUAUUUUGUCAAAUACGUUUUUUCAUAUACAUGUAGUU